AGGCGCCCGGGUCCGGUCGGCGGCGCUGCCGCCGAUUUUAAGUAGCAUCUUUCGGAUUUGUUCCCGCGGUAUCAGUCCAGACCUCAGCGCUGCCUAGGCUCUCGCAGCCUCUCCCUAGGUCUCCUCCAAACGACCACCUCACGGAUUCCUUAUGGAUCGCAGCUCCAAGAGGAGGCAGGUGAAGCCUUUGGCAGCUUCUCUGCUAGAAGCUCUCGAUUAUGAUAGUUCAGAUGACAGUGAUUUUAAAGUUGGAGAUGCCUCAGAUUCUGAAGGGAGUGGUAAUGGAAGUGAAGAUCCUUCAAAGGACAGUGGAGAAGGUUCCUGUAGUGAUUCUGAAGAAAAUAUUUUAGAAGAAGAACUGAAUGAAGAUAUUAAAGUAAAAGAGGAACAACUUAAAAAUUCUGCAGAGGAAGAAAUACUGUCAUCAGAAAAACAGUUAAUUAAAAUGGAAAAGAAGGAGGAAGAAGAAAAUGGAGAAAGACCUAGAAAGAAAAAGGAGAAAGAGAAGGAAAAGGAAAAAGAGAAGGAGAAAGAAAAGGAGAAAGAGAAGGAGAGAGAGGAUAAAGAAAAAGCAACAGUAUCUGAUAAUGUGGCUGCUUCUGCUGCUGCCACCACACCAGCCACAAGUCCUGCUGUUAACACAUCUCCUUCAGUCCCCACUGCAGCAGCCACUACAGAGGAGCAAGUCAGUGAGCCAAAAAAGUGGAACCUUCGUCGAAAUCGACCACUUUUGGAUUUUGUUUCCAUGGAAGAGCUGAAUGAUAUGGAUGACUAUGACAGCGAAGAUGACAAUGAUUGGCGACCUACUGUAGUAAAGAGAAAGGGGAGAUCUGCAUCUCAGAAAGAAGGAAGUGAUGGAGACAAUGAAGAUGAUGAAGAUGAGGGAAGUGGGAGUGACGAGGAUGAGAAUGAUGAAGGCAAUGAUGAAGAUCAUAGCAGCCCUGCCAGUGAAGGGGGUUGCAAGAAGAAGAAGAGUAAAGUUCUUAGCAGAAACAGUGCUGAUGAUGAGGAACUGACCAAUGAUAGCCUGACACUAUCUCAAAGCAAGAGUAAUGAGGACUCGCUGAUUCUUGAGAAGAGUCAAAACUGGAGUUCUCAAAAAAUGGACCACAUUCUGAUUUGCUGUGUUUGUCUUGGAGAUAAUAGCGAGGAUGCUGAUGAAAUAAUUCAGUGUGACAAUUGUGGCAUUACAGUCCAUGAAGGUUGCUAUGGAGUUGAUGGAGAGAGUGACUCUAUUAUGAGUUCAGCUUCUGAAAACUCCACGGAACCUUGGUUUUGUGAUGCCUGUAAAUGUGGUGUUUCCCCUAGCUGUGAACUGUGUCCGAAUCAGGAUGGAAUUUUCAAGGAGACAGAUGCUGGAAGAUGGGUUCACAUUGUAUGUGCCCUAUAUGUUCCUGGAGUAGCCUUUGGAGAUAUUGACAAAUUACGACCAGUAACACUAACAGAAAUGAACUAUUCCAAAUAUGGUGCCAAGGAGUGUAGCUUCUGUGAAGACCCUCGUUUUGCUAGAACUGGAGUUUGUAUUAGCUGCGAUGCAGGGAUGUGCAGAGCCUAUUUCCAUGUGACCUGUGCCCAGAAGGAAGGUCUGCUUUCAGAGGCAGCAGCAGAAGAGGAUAUAGCAGAUCCAUUUUUUGCUUAUUGUAAGCAGCAUGCAGAUAGGUUAGACAGAAAAUGGAAGAGAAAAAACUAUUUGGCUCUACAAUCCUAUUGUAAAAUGUCUUUGCAAGAGAGGGAGAAGCAACUGUCACCAGAAGCACAGGCAAGAAUCAAUGCCCGGCUUCAGCAGUAUCGUGCCAAAGCAGAACUAGCUCGAUCUACCAGACCUCAGGCCUGGGUUCCAAGGGAAAAAUUGCCCAGACCACUCACUAGCAGUGCUUCAGCCAUUCGUAAGCUGAUGCGGAAAGCAGAGCUAAUGGGGAUCAGUACUGAUAUCUUUCCAGUGGACAAUUCAGAUACUAGUUCUAGUGUGGACGGAAGGAGAAAGCAUAAGCAACCUGCUCUCACUGCUGAUUUUGUGAAUUAUUACUUUGAGAGAAAUAUGCGCAUGAUUCAAAUUCAGGAAAAUAUGGCUGAACAAAAGAAUAUAAAGGAUAAAUUAGAGAAUGAACAGGAAAAACUUCAUGUGGAAUAUAAUAAGCUAUGUGAAUCUUUGGAAGAACUGCAGAAUCUGAAUGGAAAACUUCGAAGCGAAGGGCAAGGAAUAUGGGCCUUACUAGGCAGAAUCACAGGGCAGAAGUUGAACAUACCGGCAAUUUUGCGAGCACCCAAGGAGAGAAAGCCAAGUAAAAAAGAAGGAGGCGCACAAAAGACAUCUAUCCUUCCUGCAGUACUUUAUAGUUGUGGAAUUUGUAAGAAGAACCACGAUCAGCAUCUUCUUUUAUUGUGUGAUACCUGUAAACUUCAUUACCACCUUGGAUGUCUGGACCCUCCUCUUACGAGGAUGCCAAGAAAGACCAAGAACAGUUACUGGCAGUGUUCAGAAUGUGACCAGGCAGGGAGCAGUGACAUGGAAGCAGACAUGGCCAUGGAAACCUUACCAGAUGGCACCAAACGAUCAAGGAGGCAGAUUAAGGAACCAGUGAAAUUUGUUCCACAGGAUAUGCCUCCAGAACCCAAGAAGAUUCCAAUAAGAAACACGAGAACCAGAGGACGAAAGCGAAGCUUCAUUCCUGAAGAAGAAAAACAUGAGGAAAGAAUUCCUAGAGAGAGAAGACAGAGGCAGUCUGUGUUACAAAAGAAGCCUAAGGCUGAAGAUUUACGAACUGAAUGUGCAACUUGCAAGGGAACUGGAGACAAUGAAAAUCUUGUCAGAUACCCUUCAUGAGACCCAACUCUGCCACAGCUCAUCCUCGGAGGCAAUCCUGGAAACCUCUUUUAUAAGUGUGAUUUUAAAAAUGUGGAUAACACUCUCAAUAGAGUACAUAAAGUAAAGGAGAACAGCUAUCUUGUCCUUCCCAUAAGCUUAUCACUGCAAAAAGUUGCCUUUGCUUGUCAGGUUUGGAUAGAAUGUAAUUGAUUGGUUUGUUGCUUGGACUGACAAGGCAGUUAAUUUGCCUGUGUGGAUUUUUUUCUAUAUUUUUCUUCUUCUUUUUUUUUUUUCCUUGCACUAAUCAGAAACAUUUGAUAUGUGCAUUGUUGAAUAAUAGUAGAUAAUGUCUUGUCAGAAUUGUCCUAUUAAGUAAUGUCUUUCCCUCUUGCUUCUUUGGCAAAUGAUGAUAUGCAGUGUUUGGACUUACUGAAGAGUUUUGGAAGCCUGUGGGACUUAAAUGCAAUGUGCUACUCAUUGUUGUUGAACAAUACCAGUAACAAACAAGAAAGACAAUGCAUUCCACUAGUCUGCUAUUCUAUUUCAUCCAAUUUAAAACAUAUAUUCAUAUGUGAAAUAUUACAUUGGGAAACAACUAUUGACUCUUAUUUAAUGGUUAUUCCUAUUUAUAAUAUUCAGCAAAAGUGAAAAACUUGUGAAGCCUAUGCCAUUCUAGUUUUGGCUCAUUAGUCCUAGUGUGAAAGCACUAAUAUUAUUAGCAUGAAACUUUUACAACUUCAAAUUUUAAGCUCAUUAGUAAAAUAUAUCUGUGUUGAUCUCUA
Messenger RNA from Neogale vison (American mink), 3588 nucleotides. RefSeq names its product PHD finger protein 14 (gene PHF14). The record is from RefSeq and is a predicted model, not a curated record. The transcript is spliced from 17 exons. Gene Ontology annotation, biological process: regulation of transcription by RNA polymerase II. Bases 152 to 2824 code for a protein of 890 amino acids. NCBI's taxonomy places the organism in Eukaryota, Metazoa, Chordata, Mammalia, Carnivora, Mustelidae.